Cryptotermes secundus is the source of this 1383-nucleotide messenger RNA. Its product is annotated as dehydrogenase/reductase SDR family member 11-like. NCBI's taxonomy places the organism in Eukaryota, Metazoa, Arthropoda, Insecta, Blattodea, Kalotermitidae. Bases 537 to 1292 code for a protein of 251 amino acids. Gene Ontology annotation, molecular function: oxidoreductase activity. The record is from RefSeq and is a predicted model, not a curated record. The transcript is spliced from 7 exons.
UAGCCGUCGACCGAGACAGCGGUUAGGUAAAGCAAAGAUAGCAUUCCCUCCCUGGAACCCUAGCAAACGGGCCUCAGUGUGGCGUAUAUGUAGACAACAUAAAUAGUUAAUAAACACAAUUGUUGAUUACAUCACUCUUGUCGGACCAAUUGAUCCUCCUCUGCAACCCCGGAGCCCACCGUUUUCCAAGCGCGCCCAGCAUAGGAAUCACCAGACCUGACUUGUGCGCUGGCAACAUCCACGAUACACGAGCGCGGGGCACCCAGGGAGGAACUUCGGGAUACAACAUAAACUUUCUGGUGUCAGAUGUGGGGUAAUUGGAGUGAGUGCACGGAGGGAGCGUGAAGCUGCAAGAGAGACGCUAAAACUGAGGUCGCGGGACUGCAAACGUGAAGCUGCAAGAGUGGAGCUGAUCUAAAGAACCGUAGGGAGGCAACAGGACGAGUCAACAGAACGAGUCAUCAGAACGGGCCGUCGGAACGUGACAUCGGAGCGGACAGGAACCAGUGCAGUGGGCUGAUCGCGUAACGAACAUUAUGUCGGAGUUCCGUUGGGCUGGUAAAGUGGCGCUAGUAACCGGUGGCAACUCUGGAAUAGGUGCUGCCAUCACUCGGCGUCUACUUGAACUUGGUCUGAUUGUUGUUGUUCUUGACCGCAACAUCGACGAUCUCCAGGAAUUGGCUACGAAAGACGAGGUCUACGGGCGAUUAUAUCCGAGAAUUUGUGAUUUGCGCCAUGAGAAUGAUGUUCUGGAGACAUUUCGAUGGAUCGAAACAUGCUUAGGAGGCGUGGACGUCCUCGUAAACAACGCCGGGAUCACCGGCCACAACAGCCUUGUCGAGGGAAGCCCUGAUGAGUGGAGACAUCUACUGGAAGUAAACGUGGUCGCGCUGUGCCUCUGUACCAAAGAAGCCGUGGCCUCCAUGCGCCGUCGCAACAUCAAGGACGGGCAUAUCUUUAACCUCAGCAGUACCCUGGCCCACACGAUUCACCCAUACGGCCCACUACACUUCUACACCGCCACAAAAUAUGCUGUGAGUGCGUUGACUGAAGGUGUGCGGCAGGAACUUCGAGAAACAAAGGCCAGGAUCCGAGUUACGAGCAUUAGUCCCGGACUGGUGAAAUCCAACAUAUUCAAGAGCUGCUUAGGAGCAGAUGUUCACGAUGCAGUAUACAAGAAACCGUCUCUGAACCCCAGCGACGUGGCGUCAGCCAUUGAGUACGCCUUGAACUCUCCCACGCAUGUGCAGGUAAACGAAAUAAUCAUCAAGCCCAUGGAGUUGCUCGCCUGAGACUACUACGGUCGCCGGAAUGUACACUGGGUACAGCAGCAGCGUGUGCUUGCAUUCUUCUCGUGCAAUAACGGGUCUAUAGGAGGCAGCA